UGGAAGAGAGAGAGAGAGAGAGAUGCGACAAGGGAAGGCGCGGCAGGGAUUACAAAUAGGCUUGGUGCGCAGUUUCGGCUCCAGCCACUUGCAAUCCAUUCAGUCCCAGCAAGCAAACCGGCAGUAGGAGACAGCAACUCCUGAUAACACAACAGCCCUCCCAGGGGGGAAAACACACACACACACACAUACACACACAGGGUCCCUCACUGUAAAUGAUUGAGCCAAUAUCCCGAUGGGGUGGAUAUGAUAGAUGCCUUUAAUGGGAAUGGUGCCCGGAUAGGGCCGGACAUGCUAUCGCUAAAUGGUUCUUUUUUUCUCCCCUCCACUCCCCCCACCACAUACAUCUGUUAAUUCACAGCUAGGAGCUCGGCUAGGGUGAGUGGGGGGGCCGAAUGUUUUUAUUUGCUGUAUGAUUUUUAAGUGCCCCCCUUCCAUCAUGAUACUUCGACACCGUGGUUGAAUCUAUUCCCAGAGACCUACUGACGGGAUCUAUGGCGAACUACAGCCAUGCACCUACUGGGAGCAGCGAGAACCUUUUGGAAAAUGUGUCUCCUCUGGCGACAUUCUUCAAGCUGACAUCCCUGGGUUUCACCAUCGGGGUCGGCGUGUUGGGAAACCUACUCAUCUCCUUCCUCCUGAUCAAAGACAAAACCCUCCACCGGGCUCCCUAUUACUUCUUGCUGGACCUCUGCUCCUCGGAUAUCAUCCGCUCGGCGGUUUGCUUCCCGUUCGUCUUUCUCUCGGUGAAGAACGGUUCGUCCUGGCCCUACGGCUCGCUGAGCUGCAAAGUGGUCGCCUUCGUCGGCGUGCUGUCCUGCUUCCACGCCGUCUUCAUGCUCUUCUGUGUGAGCGUGACCCGCUACAUCGCCAUCGCCCACCACCGCUUUUACUCCAAGAGACUGACUUUCUGGACGUGCCUGGCGGUCAUCUGCAUGGUGUGGACCCUGUCGGUGGCCAUGGCUUUCCCGCCGGUCUUCGACGUGGGCACCUACACCUUCAUCCGGGAGGAGGAGCAGUGCAUCUUCGAGCACAGGUACUUCAAAGUGAACGACUCGCUGGGCUUCAUGCUCAUGUUCGCGGUGAUCGUUCUGGCCACGCACAUUGUCUACCUGAAGCUGAUCUUCUUCGUCUACGACCGGCGUAAAAUGAAGCCCGUCCAGCUGGUGCCUGCCGUCAGCCAGAACUGGACUUUUCACGGACCCGGGGCCACUGGGCAGGCGGCGGCCAACUGGAUCGCUGGCUUCGGCCGGGGACCUACUCCUCCUACACUGCUGGGCAUCAGGCAAAACCCCCAGGGCCAGGGCAUGAGGAGGAGGCUGCUGGUCAUGGACGAGUUCAAAACCGAGAAGAGAAUAGGCAGGAUGUUCUACCUGAUCACCUUCUUCUUCGUGGCCCUCUGGUGCCCAUACCUGGUCGCAUGUUACUGGCGUGUCUUUGUGAAGGGCCCCGCUGUUCCCCGGGGUUACCUGACCGCUGCGGUCUGGAUGACUUUUGCCCAGGCUGGGGUCAACCCUUUCAUCUGCAUCUUCUCCAACCGGGAACUAAGACGUUGUUUCAGCACCAACAUCCUUUAUUGUCGAAAAUCUAGGUUACCGCGGGAACCUUACUGCGUUAUAUGACUAUUUGUGUCUGUUUAUGUCUGAGAUUUAAUCGAUGGAAAUUCUACCAAGCAACAGAUGAAACAGCAGUUGUGGGCUGCAACGGUGGACUGCCCUCUGAUGUUCACCAAGCGAUGCAUCAAGCCUUGGCAGAAUGGUCCUUAAUUUAGUUCUGCUGCUGUUGUCUUAAUGAUGAAGGUGUUUUCAAUACAAUUUGAAAAGAAUACUAUUACCGUAAAGUCUGCACAUUAUCUUACGUUUGGCUUUGUUUCUGAAGUAACCAAUGCAGAAAUCAUAGACUACAACCUUAGAACAUAUAUUGAGAGCAUUAGACUCCUUUUGUAUUUUUUAAAACAAAAUCUUUUGAAUCAAUUAAUUAAGAUCUGACUGGAGAGAUUUACAAUUUUUUUGAGUUAAUCUAAGGUGACAGAAUACACACAUCAAUUGACUGUUGGAAAUGCAUGAAAGAGUUAGCAUUUGAAUAUGUACAAAUUAGUCCCUUCAACUUUCCUUUAAGCCCCACAACUUGGUUCUGGUUGAUUCACAUUAGGCCUCGGUGUCUUCACCAUUAAUAAAUGUUUAUUUCUGUUGCCCAAUCACAUUUCUACAGAACUGCACACAAUGGAUGUCUGUUCCUGUGUUAGUAGACUGCUUUCUUGCUCAGAACAGAACAAGUUAGUAUCAGACCUUUCAAAAUGUGUGAAAUGUUUAUUCUGUGGGUCAUAUUGUUUACAAUAUUUUUGUUUACUUAUGUCUUUCAUAUCCUGACUGUGAGUUUCUUGUCCUUUUUGUAAUCAUUUCCUGUGAUACCUAAAAAUGUGACAUGAUGUGAGUGGUUUCCUUACUGCUAGGAGCUUGAGGUAUGUACAAAAUGAAAUACAUCUACAUCUGGCAAAAAAGUUGUAUGGGAUUUCAUUUUGGAUAUAAAAUGUGUAUCGCAGUACAAUUCCCAAUUUACAUAAGUUCAAUUGUGCUUUCUUGAAAUUGAAAAUAAUUAUUUUUAGAAGUCCAAGUAUGCACUGAAUUUCAACAUGGAUACUUUGUAAUUAGGCUAAAAGGUUAACAUCUGAUGUAAUAAAUUGACACUUGGGAAGCAUAAGAUUGAUUGAAGGCAUAAUACCAAAGAAUCCCUGUGUACUUGAUUGUUAUUAAUGUUUAAAUUAAGUAACAUUCUUUGUAUGUGUCUUGUGGGUUAAUGUAAAAUAAUUUAACAUUGCAAAAUCAGAGACAAAAAUGUAAUGUGGCUUAUGGGUAUUGUGUGUGUAAUAACAAUAGUGAAACGAAUUGAACCUGAAACAUAUUAAUUACAGAGCCAUAUAAUUCAUGACCUUUGACCUUUUAUAAGAGAAUUUUGAAAAAUUCUGUUGCCAGUUUGAAUUGUCUUUAUUCCUCCACGUCAUAUUUGUUUCAUUUAACCUUAAUUUACCCUCAGCUUGCUCUCCUUGAGAUUUUAGCAUUUUCAUCCCCACUCUCAUUUCUAUUAUUUGUUCAUUUUCUCAUGUCAUUUAUGCAUUUGGUUUCUUUCUUUAGUUUUCUUUUCGAAAACUUGCCUCUUUUUGAAUCUGUUUUUCAUUCUGCUAAUUCUUUCUUCACCAAUUUUCUGCUCAAGGCUGUAUUUUCUAGUUCAAACAUUUUAUUCUUCACAAUAUUUUUAAGUGUUGUAUUUCCAUUUGCUGUUAUCACAGUUGGCCUUUGCUAUUUUCAAUACUUUUCUAUAGCACUAUAAAAUUAAAGUGAUAUGCCAAGUACCUUAAUUCUUCAUAUUAUUUACAAGAUUAGUUUUCAGGAAGUAACAGUUGUUCACAAUGACUAAAGUCUCCAAUCAAUACCAAGAAUUGCACCAAAAUUAACAAUAUUUUAGUAGCUGUAAUUGAAACACAUUGAUUUUAUAACAUUUCUUUAAUUUUUAGAAACUUAACAGUGGUUCAAGUGUAAUCAUAUAUUAGGUAUCAUUUACAUGAUUAAAAUUAGCUAAUGGAAGAAUAGAAUCCAGCCCCAGUCUCAGCUGCACCUAACUUGCUUCUUACAAGGUUGUGAGUUGCUUAUCUCAGGUAGGUUAUCACAGCACCAAAGAAGCAAAGCACUGACCUGACAGGAGUGACAACACCUCACAUACUGCCAAAUCUUCUGUUUAUGGUCAAAACUAAUUUAUUAAGACUAAACAUAAGUCAAAUUCAUGAAGAUUUAAGUCUCAGGAAGCAGCCCUUGUGUAAAGAAGAUGUAGCAAAUAACCUCUGGAUAAUUUUCUCUCUUUUUUGUUAAUAAAACUAAAUAAUGGUCAAAGGCUCUGAAUUAGGUUUGUUUUUAGUUAAUGUUGAGUUUCACAGUUUAAGUAUCAAACCUAUUCAGUGAUCUCUGUGUACUUAAGUUAGAUACCUGAGUGUUGAUAGCAUUAAAUAUAUGAUGGACUAACACAAUAAAGUUGAAGAAAGCAUUCAUUUUAUCUUCCUUUGGUACAUAUGUAAUUGAUUUCAGAAUUUUGCUACAGAUGCUGAGGGAAUCUGUAAUGUUGAUUUAACCCACUUUUUGGUCCUGUUUUGAAAUCUGUGGAAGUGAGUUGUUUUUGAGUAAGCAAAAAUCAGGCCCCUAGAAUGGAAAAAUGUAACAGAAUGAAAUGCGUUCAUUUACGUUUUGUUUCUGGCUUCAUUCAUUUGCAAUUUGAAUCGCUCACCUAUCCGACACCAAGCCUUCGCAAUUUUUCAUUCUGUUGCAGUUGUGUUGCAGUUAGUAGAGCUAAACUAAUGUUUGAUUCAGAACAGUAUUGGUGUUUGAUUCCCAUGCAUCUGAUGUUCCUUUCUGGAAGUCCAGGACACAAAGCAGAUUUGGAGAUUUCGCUCCUAAAUCCAUAAAAUAUCAUGACAAGUUGUAAUGAGGCUGAUUGUAUGUUUUAAAAGAAUAUAUAUAUAUUGUGAUUAAUGUAUGUUUUACUGAUUUUAUGAUAUGAAUGAUUUCAAUUAAUUAUCAACAGAUGGUUUGCACUAUUCCUUUGUGAAAACAUUUCACUGCUGUAAUUUCCUGUUUUGAAACAUUUCAAUCACCAUGAUUUGACAAAUUACAUUGUUUCAUUUUUGGCUGUUUGGCAGAAUACACCUUUCUCUUAUCACAAGACAUUGCACUGAAAACUGCUGCUGUUAGAUUAUCCAUUACCACUGCCAUUAGGCAUUUACUUACAUUUGCAAAUUAUUCAUUAAACAAUGCAAACUUGCUAUACUAUAAAACCUACUGGACAACAAGCAUUGUGAAUAUUUGUUUAAAUUUUAUGUUUUAUGAUAAUAUGGUGCCACUGACAUAUAUGCUGUACAUGAGCUGUAAAAAUGGAAGUGUAUUUUAACACUUCUAUUUACUUUGAGAUAUAAAUUAUGUGUGAAGAUGUUCCCUUCAUGGGUUUGGAGGCUUUUUUUGUGUGAGAAUUGAGCCUAUGCAACUU
Messenger RNA from Stegostoma tigrinum, 5028 nucleotides. RefSeq names its product G protein-coupled receptor 85 (gene gpr85). Gene Ontology annotation, biological process: G protein-coupled receptor signaling pathway. NCBI's taxonomy places the organism in Eukaryota, Metazoa, Chordata, Chondrichthyes, Orectolobiformes, Stegostomatidae. The record is from RefSeq and is a predicted model, not a curated record. Gene Ontology annotation, cellular component: plasma membrane. The transcript is spliced from 2 exons. Gene Ontology annotation, molecular function: G protein-coupled receptor activity. The coding region runs from base 495 to 1622 and encodes 375 amino acids.